Messenger RNA from Drosophila kikkawai, 486 nucleotides. RefSeq names its product Acyl-CoA binding protein 1 (gene Acbp1). Gene Ontology annotation, molecular function: fatty-acyl-CoA binding. Gene Ontology annotation, biological process: fatty acid metabolic process. NCBI's taxonomy places the organism in Eukaryota, Metazoa, Arthropoda, Insecta, Diptera, Drosophilidae. The record is from RefSeq and is a predicted model, not a curated record.
AAUACUGCCUUUGGCCACACCAUUUCAUAGAAUUUAUUCGCAAUUUUCCAAAUAGCCAUUUCCGCUAUAUAGAAAUCUUUUAAAAAUAAAAAUGUCAGAAUUGCAGGAAUUCAACAAAGCGGCAGAGGAUGUGAAGAAUCUGAACACCACGCCCGGGGAUAAUGACCUGCUCGAGCUUUACAGCCUGUACAAGCAGGCCACCGUCGGCGAUUGCAAUACAGAUAAGCCCGGUUUCCUGGACUUCAAGGGCAAGGCCAAGUGGGAGGCAUGGAACAACCGCAAGGGGCUGAGCAAUGCCGACGCCCAAACGGCCUAUAUAGCAAAGGUCAACUCCCUAAUCGCCGCCGUGGGCCUUAAAUCCUAGAUUAACUCCAUCACAACGAUAUUGAAUGCUGCAUUUUUGAAUCUCAGUGGUCGUUAAACGCACAUACACUUUGAUUUUCCAGUUUCUCGCACAAAAAAUACACUCACUCGCGUGUAACGAAA